This is a messenger RNA of Naegleria lovaniensis, 516 nucleotides long. RefSeq lists its product as uncharacterized. The record is from RefSeq and is a predicted model, not a curated record. The coding region runs from base 1 to 516 and encodes 171 amino acids. The transcript has a single exon. Lineage: Eukaryota; Heterolobosea; Eutetramitea; Acrasida; Naegleriidae.
AUGGUUGAACAAAAUUGUAAAACAAGCAUUGAGAACACACAACUUUCUCCACCUGUCAUCCAUACAUCCAACACUCCUUUUCACAAUUUACAUCCCACUCAUAUGAAAGAGCACACGAACCACAUGGGUCACCUUCCUCUUUUAACACAACCUUCUGGAAGUCCAAUAGUUGUCGAAAGAGAAUUUCGAUUCGGUAUUGAGCUUCAUCCAAAAAUCUAUGACGAAAACGACUCAGAGAUUAUGCUUUUCAAAAGAAUCAAUUUCAAGGUUAAGAAAGUGUUGAAACUGAAAUUAGAUGUUAAUUUCAAUCCAUUAUGUCACCUUAAAAAACACAUCAUUGAACGGUUUGGGCACGACAACCCCAAUAUUUAUGCUCGUAAAUCCGAAGAGCAAUGGCUGAAAACCAUCAAGCUUCAAAUCUUUGAAAAGCGAUUGGGAGAUUAUUAUGAUUUAGAGGAGUGGGAGCAAGUGGUUUAUCAACAAGAUGAGCACAUCAAAGUACUUGUGUUCUUUUAA